AUGUCUACCCCAACUUCAUCCUCCCUCGUUGAGGAGGAGACUGUCCCAACCUACGAGCCGCAGAGAUUUUACCCGGCGAAGCUAGGAGACGUAUUGGGCUCGCGAUAUACCGUUGCCUCCAAGCUCGGAUUUGGCACGAAUUCAACCAUCUGGCUUUGCCGAGACAGCAAGAGACAAGAACACGUGGCUGUCAAAGUCUGCGCGCUUGGGCAGAAAUUCCGGGAUAGCGUCGCUCGCACCCAAGCAGAGUCCGAGCAGGCUGUUACAGCCUUCUUUGGCUCGAUUCAGAUUGAACAUCCGGGUAUCAACAGCUUGCGUCUUCUUCGGGGCCACUUCGAUGUUCAGGGCCCUCGUGGAACUCAUCCAUGCUUAGUUCACACGCCUCUUGGUAUGAACUUGCUCCAAUUGCGUAAUAUCAUGCCAAAUCAAAUGCUGCCCACUCCGCUUCUACAGCACACCUUAUUGCGAGUAUCAUUCGGCUUGGAUCUUCUUCACCAGGCUGGUGUCAUUCAUACAGAUCUAUCUCCUAACAACAUUUUGAUCAGCGUCCCAGACACAACUAUCUUUUCUCAGAUAGACAAAGCUGAGUCCGAGCACCCAUCUAUCCUCAAAUCCACUGGAGACAGAACCAUAUAUGGCUCUCGGCCACUGCCCGUCACUCAAGGCAUCCCUGUUAUAUGUGACUUUGGCGAAUCUCGCAUGGGACAGCCUGGGCAAAAGUAUCGAGGGGAUGUGAUGCCUGACUUCUACCGCGCGCCAGAAGUGAUUCUGGGAAUGGAAUGGGACGAAAAAAUUGACAUCUGGUGUGUUGGGCUAAUGGAUCUAUUCCAGGGUACUCGCCUAUUUUACGCCCUCAAGGAUAGAAUCCUUAAUGACGAGCAACAUCUUGCCGAGAUGGCUUCGCUCAUGGGUCCCCCUCCGAAAGCGUUCCUAGAGCGAAGCCCCAAGUGCCGUGAGUACUGGGAUGCUGAUGGUAACUGGAUAGCAUCAACACCCAUUCCAGAGCAAAGCUUUGACAUGAGAGAGGCCCAGCUGAAAGGCGAAGACCACCAACUGCUAUUAGCGCUCGUCAAAAAGGUUUUUCGCUGGCUUCCCGAAGAACGAGCAACGGCGCAGGAAUUAACAGAGGAUCCUUUUCUUACCCAGUUUCUCAAGAAGAACUAA
Clonostachys rhizophaga is the source of this 1164-nucleotide messenger RNA. NCBI's taxonomy places the organism in Eukaryota, Fungi, Ascomycota, Sordariomycetes, Hypocreales, Bionectriaceae. The record is from the annotation of a GenBank genome assembly.